Molecule: messenger RNA, 7269 nt
Organism: Phascolarctos cinereus (koala)
Lineage: Eukaryota; Metazoa; Chordata; Mammalia; Diprotodontia; Phascolarctidae
Gene: GPR161
Product: G protein-coupled receptor 161
Biological process (GO): G protein-coupled receptor signaling pathway
Cellular component (GO): recycling endosome; plasma membrane
Molecular function (GO): G protein-coupled receptor activity
Source: RefSeq, a predicted model, not a curated record
AUCUGGGACCCAGCCCCUCAGCCUCCUUCCUCCACGGCCCUCGGAGACCCUCUACCUCAUCUCUCCCGUACACUCGCACCCCAUCAGCUAGUCCUUACUCUUUGUAUUUCCUUCAUUAACCCUUCUUUUAUAGCUAGCCAUCUCUCCCCUCCACCCACCCACCCCUGCGCCUCCUUUUCCUAUGGACGUUAAGGAGAAGCCAGUUCUCCAGCUCUUCCUCUCCUCCUCCUUCUCCUCGAUCUUGGGCUUGGGGAAUGGGUGUUAUUUGUGGCAUCAUGUUCUUGGAGAAGCCCCCAUCUCUGUACCCCAGGAAGCAGUAAGGGUUUGGGGGCAGCCUUGAAAGGGCCAGUUCCUUCUGUCUCCAAUCCUCCCCUCCCUCUCUCCCCUCUAGGAGCCUCCCCCCCAUCCCUAGGAAGGAGGGUCAUGGAUGCUGUUGAACUGGCCUCAAGGGGAUUGAUUUCUGCCCCUGUGCACCCCACAGUCCAGUCCGUCUCCCUCGGCUUGGCUUGGUGCCCCCACCCCGGGAGAGGGGUGUGGAAAAAAGCAGCCACAGAGCCCAUGGAUCUCAGAACAUCGAGAACAAGCUGAGCAGCAUCGUCGCUGGGCGUCUAGGAAAACACAUGACACCUGCAGCCUUUGGAGGUUCCUAGACUCUUAGAGCUGGAGGAGACUUCCAGCGGUCAGCUGCUGUGCCAGGAGGAGCUCUGGCCACAUCACCCUCAGGGAGAGAGCUGCAUUAUCCUUCGGCAGAGGAGAGACUUUAACCUUCCUGGGAGAGGAAACUGAGGCGGAGAGAGGUUAAGUGAACAUGAUACUUUGGAGAGUCACAGAACAUUGGGGAAGCAUCAUAACCCUUCAGUGGAACAGCCUUGGGAAUAACCACUGCAUCUGAACAAGCCAUCCAACAUGUCCUGCCUGCUCUGCCGCGUGGCAUGCUGACCAUGAGCAUCAACUCCUCUCUCAGUCAAGGGAAGGAGCUCGCCGCCCUCCCAGGCCCGGAGGGAGAUGACGGGGCGGUCGCCGUCGCGGAGUCUGUCGCCAUCGUCGUCAUCGCCGUCUUCGUCUGCCUGGGUAACUCGGUGAUAGUAUUCACCCUGUACAAGAAGUCCUAUCUCCUGACACUCAGUAACAAGUUUGUCUUCAGCCUGACCCUGUCAAACUUCUUGCUGUCUGUGCUGGUGCUGCCAUUUGUAGCAACAAGCUCCAUCCGGCGGGAAUGGAUGUUUGGGGUGGUCUGGUGCCACUUCUCUGCGCUGCUGUACCUGCUGAUCAGCUCUGCCAGCAUGCUCACCCUGGGCGUCAUUGCCAUUGACCGCUACUAUGCUGUCCUUUAUCCCAUGGUGUACCCCAUGAAGAUCACCGGGAACCGGGCUGUGCUUGCCCUAAUCUACAUCUGGCUCCACUCCCUCAUUGGCUGCCUCCCUCCCUUGUUUGGCUGGUCAUCUGUGGAGUUUGAUGAGUUCAAAUGGAUGUGUGUAGCUGCCUGGCACCGGGAGGUUGGCUACACGGCCUUUUGGCAAAUCUGGUGUGCCCUGUUGCCCUUUGUGGUCAUGGUGGUUUGCUAUGGCUUCAUCUUCCGUGUAGCCAGGGUGAAGGCCCGCAAGGUCCACUGUGGUACGGUGGUCAUCGUGGAGGAGGAUGCCCAGAGAAAUGGGAGAAAAAACUCGAACACCUCCACCUCCUCUUCAGGCAGUAGGAGGAACACUUUCCAAGGUGUGGUCUACUCUGCCAACCAGUGCAAAGCGCUCAUCACCAUCUUGGUAGUGAUUGGUGCAUUCGUUGUCACAUGGGGCCCCUACAUGGUCGUCAUCACGUCCGAAGCCCUCUGGGGCAAGAACAGUGUGUCUCCUGCCUUGGAGACGUUAGCCACGUGGUUAUCCUUCACCAGUGCCAUCUGCCACCCUCUCAUCUACGGACUUUGGAACAAGACAGUGCGCAAAGAAUUAUUAGGCAUGUGCUUUGGAGACCGGUAUUACCGAGAGCCGUUUGUUCAGCGACCAAGAACUUCCAGGCUGUUUAGCAUCUCCAACAGGAUUACAGACCUAGGACUGUCUCCACACCUUACCGCCCUCAUGGCAGGAGGACAGCCUCUGGGGCACAGCAGCAGCACCGGGGACACUGGCUUCAGCUGCUCUCAGGAUUCAGGGACUGAUGUGAUGCUACUUGAAGAUUACAGUUCUGAUGACAAUCCUCCUUCGAGAUGCACUUGCCCUCCCAAGAGACGCAGUUCAGUGACGUUUGAAGAUGAAGUAGAACAAAUGAAAGAAGCUGCCAAAACCUCUAUUCUCCACGUGAAGGCUGAAGUACACAAGUCCCUGGACAGCUAUGCAGCCAGUCUGGCCAGAGCCAUCGAAGCGGAUGCCAAGAUUAGCUUGUUUGGGGAGGAGGCUCUGCCUGGAGUAUUGCUGGCAACUCGGACUAUGCCAGGGGGAGGCUUUGGGGGCCGCCGAGGCAGUAGGACUCACACUAGCCAGAGGCUGCAGCUGCAGAGCAUUGAGGAAGGGAACAUUUAACUUUAGGGCCAUCAGAGAGAGGGACCAGAGAUACCACUCAGGGGCAAGGGUUAGAGAUGUCAUUCCACAUGAUGCCAAGAAAGCAAGACCCUUCUCCAAGGAAGCUGUGGCCCUGGGUUGGCACAGUUUUGAAGGGACUACGUGGGGGGUGGGGGGGAAUCAGCUAACGUACUAGCACCAAAAAAAAAAAGGAGAGAAAAGACAAAAGUGCUACAUUUGGGAAAACAUUUAGGCUCAUUGUUAUAUUGUAGCCACUCUUCUAGGUUCUAGUAACUUUUUUCCCUGAGGCCAGCCGAGACACAUAGAUAAACAGGUGGAUAACAGGUAAACAACAUGGUUCUGUUGUAUUUUGAGAGGACAGUGUUACCAGGUCCACAAAGUUGGGGCAGAGAAGUUUAAAUGCAGCACAAAGUCAUCUUAUUGAACAAGCUGCUUUACUCAUCACCUUCUUGACCCAGGAACCCUCAUAGUAGGUUGGACCAUGAACCUUAGAGAGAGGUAAAUGCACUUUGUAGGAAGGACAUCCUUCUACAUUGUUCCCAAGGGCAUCAGGUUGGUGUCUUGUUCUUUGGGUUGGCAUGUGUUCUUGGAUCUAUGUGCAGUGAUUCCGGUCUGUGCUGGGAGAAAAGAAAAUCAGAGAGCCUGUCUAGCAGAAGGCCCAGCACAUGAAGAAUCAGAGUCGAAGAGCUGGCACCCAGGCCAUCCACCUGUUUGGCUUGUGGGUGGCUGUUGCUGAAAUUAUAGGUGGGCCUGGUCAGAGGGAAGUGAGUUUAUCCUUGCCAGAGAGCAGAUCAUUCACUGAGGACCAGGCUGUUGAUGUUCUCACCCAAGGGUGUUUGUAUUUCAAAAGAAGGGGAAAACCACUAUUCAUAUGAAAGAGGAAGGGUCAUGGACCUUGUGUUUUAGAUUGAAAACUUUCAGAAUAGGUUAAUUACAGAGACUUAGUAAGGAGAAUAGUAUUUAGCACAACUAUACAAUGCAGCUCUUAUUUUUAUUCGGGGAUGAAAUUAUCCUCCCAAGUGAAGGCUUCGUUGAGUGGACUUCUAUUUGUGAUAUUAUAAGUGAUCUUAGAACAGGGUCUUCUUGGGGACUAGGACUAGAAAAGAAUUAAUGGUCCAAAAAGCUAGUCACUGCCGCUCAAGAUCUACCCUCCAGAACUUUGUGGUCGUUUUUCUUUCACAUUGAAGAAAAGAAUGGAUACAGAGUCAGGGAACAGUAUUUGACUUUUUUUAAAAAAAAGUUACGGCAUAUACAAGGAAGGGAUGACCUGGGCCUUUUUUCAGUUUACCUUUCCACUUGUUUCAUAGUCCCCAACGGAAUACCAGCCAACAGGAAAUGUAGGAGAAAAGGGCCUGAAUUAUAAAGAGUUCUUCAGAAUCCAUGAACUUCUUAGGUCAGAUUUUUCUUAACUUUAUCUUGGAGGUUUGGGCUGAAGAUGACCAUAGGGUCCUAAUUGAACUGAAGAUUCCAGAAAAAUCUCUUCCUUCCCUAUCACCUUCCCUUUGACCUGGAUGGGGUAGCAUUAUUCUAGGCUGAAUAAAAUCCAUUUGUGAUUUGGGGUUUUGGGUUGACUGUGACUGAGAGACAGCAUGGUAUAGUGGAUAGAGAGCUGGCUUAGAAACCAGGAAGACUGGAUUCUAGUCCUGCUUCUGACACAUACUGGCAAUGUGACCCUGAACAAGUCACUUCCUCUCUUAAUGCUCUAAGCAACCCUCUAAGACUGUGAGUUUCAGAGAAGAUGCCAUCCUGCAUUGGUAGAGGGAAUUUCCCAUCCCAGGAUUUGCCUACACUUAAGAAAUCACAGGUCCAGACUCUAUCUCUUUGACUAGCUAAGUCUUAAAGUGGUCCAGGUAUACCUGAUUUCAAGUAGCCACUCUCCAAAGUUCUCUGUCCUCAUGACACUUCCAUUUGGGGCAAGCAUUCUACUUUUUAGGCGUUCAUAGCAUUCACUCUGUAGAGCAAUAGUGUAAAUAGAAAGCAUCUUUAGUUGCGUUUUGUAAGAGGCCUUAUGAUAUUGGCCCACAGUGUAAUCUUGACAUUCUCCUAUUUCAAGAACGAGGCCCUUGUUAACAUUUACCAAAUUAAUACCCUCUUGUGUCAGAUGAAGACAAGGGUAUUGUGCUUGGCAAAUUGGAAAAUGGCAAGAAGGCUUCCAAACAGGAGAGCAGAGUUGCGGUCUCAAAGAUGUUGAACCAGCUGCAACUAUGGGCUGACUCUAACAGGAUGAAAUUGAUUAGAAAUCAAUGUGACAUUCUUCUCUUGGGUAUAAAAAAAAGAAAUCAGGUGUAUCAUGAGGGAGGUCUGGCUAGACUAGGGAUUGCAUGAAGAGUCAAGGGAUUGAGCAGAUGACAAGUUGAGUGUGCCAUGUGCCACUGGCAGCCACAGAAGGCUAUUGCAAUCAUAAAGAACAUUCAGUGAAACCUCGUGUCCAAAAUGAGGAGUUCAUAGGAUCAGACCUAGAAUUUGAAAGGACUACAGAAGCUUUCUAGUCCAAUAACCUUAUUUUACAGAUGAGGAAACUGAACCUCAAGGAACUUAAAUGACUUAAUAGUAAUAGUAAUAGAGGUGGAAUUUGAACCCGGGUUCUCUGUCUCCAGAGCAGUGCCAUUCAUAGGUCUACUGUACUCUAUACUGGUCAAGCUACAUGUGGAGUCUUGAGUUCGGUUCUGAGUUAUGAAGGCCCCUGACAAAUUAAAACAAGUUGAGAGGAAGGAGACCAGGGUAGUGAGAGGCCAUACAAUCAUUGAUUCAAGACCCUAGGUAUAAUUUGCUUGGAAGAGAGGAGGCUUUUAGGGAGGAUAUGACUUACCUUCAGGUAUCAGGCAGCCGUGUUAGAAGAAUGAUUAUACUUGUGAUCAGCCCUGAAGGGCAGAAUGACAAGCAAUGAGUAGAUGCUGCAGAGAAUAUAUUUAGGUUCGAUGUAAAGAAAAACAUUUUGGGCAGCUAGAGCUUAUCCAAAAAUGGAAUGGGCUCAGUUAGGAAAUAGUGAGUUCCCCAUCAUUAGAGGUGUCCAAGUAGAGACUGAAUGACUUGUUAGAGAUGCUGUAGAGGAGAUUCCUGUUCAAAUGGUCCUGAAAUCCCAACUCUGAGGACUUGAAAUUCACUUCUAGGUGCAGGGAUGGGGUAUACACAUGCAUGACCAAGAGAAAGAGAUUCCUUUCUUUUCACCCCCAAGGAAGAAAGGAACUCAACUGUCAGAUGUUUUUGUAAGAUUUGAAGGUUCAUCAGAUCUUUGAAUCUCCUACCCACCUGUCAAUUUGUAAUUCCCGAUAGCAGGAAAAGGUUUUGUUUCUUUCUGAAACUUCCCUGUCCUCACAUCCCCCCCAGAAUUCACCUGAGACAGUAUUUAUAAGGGACACGCGCGCGCGUGCACACACACACACACACACGUAUAUAAAGCCAUUAGGGACAUAAGGAUGAGACUGGGGCAAGUGACAGAGGAUGAGGAGAUAGUCCCUGACUUUUCACCACUGUCCCCCAUGUUGAGCCCAGCUGCUGGGAGAGGGAAGGGUGCCAGGGAAGAACAUGGCAGAUCAUUUGCCAGGGUUACCUUGGCUUUUUUCAGUGCAUCAAGAGAAGUUUUAGAAGUUGGGUGGUUUAGGAUGCCUUUUCCCUGAGUGGCUAAAGCUCCAGGGGAAAAUGUCCUUGGAAACUAGCCCAUUCCCUGUGAGCUGAUCUGUAGCUAACUGGCCAGUAUUGAGAUUCAUCUUGUGAAUCGCCCUGUCUUCAGUUUAGUUUCUACAAACUUGCCAGGUACUUUGUAUUAUUGCCUUGUAAAUUACCUUAUCCAAGUUAAUUGAGAAAGUGUGCUCUGAGGUAAAUCCUAAUGUUCCCUUUUGUGUCUAGAAGUAUCUGAGCUAAGAGAAUUUCAUGUAAAACACCUGUCCACCUAGUGGAGAUGUCAAAAACAAAAAUCAACCCCCACUUCUCUCUGCCCCACCCCCCAAAAAAGCAACAACCUGUCCCAGUUCAGUUGAGAUUCCUGGCCACAUUAACUCCGUCCAAGCCAGAGGUGUCACUGCUGGAAUGGGAAAAUCUUUCAUGUGAAGAUAGAAAGCUAUUAAUCUUCUAGUUGUCUGACUAAUAACUUCAGUCCUGACCCCAAGGUUGCUGCCUUCUCAUGGUAAUGCAGGGUACUUCGAGGGCUGUUAACCACCCUCGCUGCUUUCUCCCUGUUCAUUCUGUAUUGAAGCCUUAGGGCUUCAAUGUGUUUAGGUCUAAAAGAUCAUCCAGUGUUACCUGUGUCUAGGAACAAGAGCAUCAUAUGCUGGGGGUUGUUGGGGUAUUUGGGGCAAGCAGUUGAUAUCUGGAGGACCUGCUAUCAACCUCACCAUCUGAAGCAAUAGAUGCUGAAAGUUGUUGGUAUGGAAAUUGUCACAGUUAUCUUUGUUGAAAGAAUGUCUGGGCUUAGGAGGAGGGAUUAGGAUAGUGGGUGCCAUUUUGAGGGAGAGAAGACAAGGAUAUAGCAUAAAUCAACCAUGCAGAGAAUUACCAAAAAAAAGUGCCCUACUCAAGCUUCCUAGCCUGGAUAGUAUGGAAAGAAUGCAGCGCUUGACAUGGUUAUGGGCCUGGAUAGGAGGAAAUUUAUCAGCCAAGCUUUAUAUGCCCCAGGAAAAUCCAUUGGCCAGUAUUUUCUUUGUUUCAUACUCCCUUUGGAAGUUGAUGGUCACUUUGUGCUUUAGGAAGGAAAGGCUAAAAAUUCAGCACAUGAAGCCUGGUGAUGAACACCAAGGUGCAUCAUUCUUCCAAGCUCUAA